Phalaenopsis equestris is the source of this 4177-nucleotide messenger RNA. RefSeq lists its product as uncharacterized. The record is from RefSeq and is a predicted model, not a curated record. NCBI's taxonomy places the organism in Eukaryota, Viridiplantae, Streptophyta, Magnoliopsida, Asparagales, Orchidaceae.
UACAGCUCUGCGAUUCCAACAAAUCUCCCCAUUUCUGAUCUUCUCUCUCGUCGCGCUUAACCCAUGUAGAGCGCGAGAAGAGCAGAGGAGAAAGAGAGGGUAAAGAUCAGGUAUUUAUUGAAGAAUAAAGAGAAGAGAUGUCCGUGGAUGAGCCGCCGCAGGGCUCGAAGAAAGCCCUAAGUUGUAGCCCUUCGAGGAGCCCAGCAAGCUUGAAGUUUUAUGGCGUGCUGGCGCAGAAGCAGCGGAAACCCUCGACGGUGUCCAAGAAGCCACCGGAGCCGCUCCGGCGAGCCGUGGCGGAAUGCCUUCCACUCCCUAAUCUCCACGGCAAUCCAUCAUUGUUUUCAUCCGAAGCCGCUAGGAUUCUUCGGGAUUUUCUAGCUAACCCAGCAACUGUUGAUAUGGCUUACAAUGUACUCUUAGAGCAUGCCCUUGCAGAGAGAGAUCGAAGCCCAGCAGUUGUCCCACGCUGCAUCACUUUACUAAAACACUAUCUUCUGAGAUAUGUGCCAAAGGCGCAAAUGUUACGGCAGGUUGAUCGUUUCUGCGAGAAUUGUAUUAUCGAGUGUGAAACUAUUUCAAAACGAGUAUCAUUGUGUUCUAACUCAUUAAGCCAAAAUUCUAGGACAUCUUCAAACACUUUACCCUCAUUGCUACCUGCUUCCAGUUUUGCCUCGGCUUCUCUUGUAAAAUCCUUGAAUUAUGUGCGUUCCUUAGUGGCGCAGCAGCUUCCUAAAUUAUCAUUUCAGCCAUUAACCUCUGGACCUUCUUCAACCUCUGGAAAACAAGCACUACCCUCUCUAUCAUCGUUCUUGUCUAAAUCUUUUACUGCUCAUCUAAACUCUGAAGUUGCUACCAGCGCAGAUUCUCCUCAAAGAAAAGAAACUUCCUUACAAUCUUUGAUGAAAAUCUCAGACCUUGAUAAAGAUAAUGACAAUAGUGACAAGUACAUUAACUCUGACCUCAUUUCAUGGCGAUUGUCUAGCCAUAGAGAAAACCAAUCAGCUUAUUUGAUGAGAGAAAGUCCCUUGAAGACUACUGGUCUCCAUAGACAUGGUUUUAUUGAAGUUGGUGCUGCAGCUCUUCUUAUCGACAACAAAGAGGCGAAAUUAAAUGAGAUGUCGUCAAAAUAUCCUAUUUCUCAGAAUAUGCCUGAUGUUGGCCAGCUUUUGAGGCCUCUGUCGCCUUUGUCGGCCACAGAAAGUACGAAUUUUGGUUUUGUCGAGAGCCAUCUUAAAGCAAUCGCUGCCUCCAAGCGUAUGAAAGGUGGACCUCAUCAAGUCUGGGAAAAGGUAUCGACAAGCACAUUCCAUCCACGACCACACCCCCUUUUUCAGUACAGGCAUUACAGUGAGCAGCAGCCUCUGCGGUUAAAUCCUGGAGAAGUCAUUGCUGAAGCUUGCUCAGAAACCUCUUUGACGCCUGGUAAUCUGACUAUGUCGUCUCCUCUGGCUAAGCAUAAUGCACGGCCUGUUGCAGAAGUUGCCAUUAGUGUCCUCUUAAAACUUGUUAUUGACAUGUAUGUGAUGGAUUGUGCAUCUGCUGCUCCUUUCACUCUUUUAUUGCUAGAGGAUAUGCUUACUUCUCAAACGGUGACGUCCAGGAUCCGGGUUUUCGAUUUACUUCUAAAUCUCGGUGUUCAUGCACAUUUGUUGGAGCCUGUACUAGAUGACACCCCACCAAUUGUGGAAGAAGAGGUUUCGGAAGAACCAUGCUUAAGCAAUGAAGACCAAGGAGCAGUGGGAAAUAUCAGUGCUGAUGUUACCAUACAUCAAAAAAUGGUUUCAGCUGUUGAAAAAUUCGAGCGAUGGCUUUUAGCCAUUCUGUUUGAGGUUCUUCAGCUACUCGUACUGACAGAAGAAAAGGAGGAAAUUGUCUGGGCAUCUGCUUUGAGCUGUUUAUUUUACUUUGUCUGUGACAGAGGAAAUAUAUUGAGAAGCCGGUUGGAUGGCCUUGAUAUACGGGUUAUUAAGAUCCUUCUUGAAAUUAGCAGAGAGCAUUCAUGGGCAGAAAUAGUUCACAAAAAGCUUAUUUGUAUGUUGACAAAUAUGUUAUACCGGACUUUGGAUGGAUCUCAAGAAGCUUUAGUAGAUAAUCACACAUUACUUGUCGAACAGUUUGCUUUACUUGGAGGGAUUGACUUCAUCUGCCUGGAGUAUUCACAGGCCAGAUCGAAGGAAGAAAAGAGGAAUCUCUUUUUGGUCCUUUUUGAUUAUGCACUGCAUCAGAUAAAUGAGGCACGCUUAAUUUCUGGAACUUCUGCUUAUGCUUUUGAUGAGGUUCAGCCGGUUUCUUCCAUGCUUAAUCUUGCCAAUGCUCCUGAAGCCUUUUACAUUGCCGUUAAAUAUGGCGUGGAAGGUAUUGGACAGAUUUUAAAGAAAUCCAUUUUUGGGGCUUUGUCUAAAUCACCAAAUCAUGAGCAUCUUGAUCUGAUUACUGAAAAAAUCAUCACGGAACUUGAUGCUACCAUGAGCGCAUUUACUCAUCUUGACAAUGAGUUCGAUCAUAUGCUAGAAUUGACAAAAUCUUACCUGUCAAGUUCUGCUUUAGACGAACUUGGAGAAACGGAGAUCGGCUUGAGAACUGAGCUUUCUUGGGCUACAUUACACUCUCUUCUACAUUCAGAAAGGGCUGCAUAUCGUCAUCAUGGAUAUAUAUGGCUAAUUGAAUUGUUGAUCUUAGAAAUCAGCAAAGUAAAAGGAAGGAGCAUAUGGGCUAAUAUUGAAAAUUUUAAGCAGCAUUUUAGAGUUGCUGGAGGCCAGGAUAUAAUAACAUCUUCAGCUGUUCCAUUGUCUAUAAUUAUCAUGUGCGGCCUUCUGAAAUCAAAACAUAAUUUCAUUCGAAGGGGUUUUCUUUUCGUCUUGGAAAGGUUUUUAAUGCGAUGCAAAUUGCUUUUGGAUGAAGAUGAGUUGCAGGCCGUAAAUUUUGAGGAUAAAAUCGUCAAUCACAAUCAAAUCUUGAUUCGCAAAGCAAAUGCUGUUAUAGAUGUAAUGAGUUGUGCUUUAUCGCUAGCACUGGUAGUUUUAGUAAAUGAGACUGACCACCUCAAUAUCUUGAAGAUGUGUGAUAUCCUUUUUUCUCAAUUAUGUCUGAGACUACCUGCCGCAAAUGAUACAACUGGGCACAACAAUUGCCUCGAAAAUCCUGUUACUCGUCAAACUCAAAAAGGCAACUCAGACUUAUUUCCAAGUUCGCCCAAACCACAAAAAAUUCACAUCGACAAGUCUUUGAGUCAAGGUUUAACCAUUAGUCAUGAAACCGUGUCGAUGGCCGCACUCGUUUUGCGCGGACAUGCCAUUGUUCCCAUGCAGCUGGUUGCCCAAGUUCCCGCAUCACUGUUCUACUGGCCAUUAAUACAACUUGCCGGAGCGGUGACUGACGACAUUGCACUCGGUGUUGCCGUUGGCAGCGAGGGCAGAGCGAAUGUUCCCGGUGCUACAUCAGACAUCCGAGCCGCCCUACUCCUGCUUUUGAUUGGUAAAUGUUCCGCUGAUUCUGCAGCAUUUCGGGAAGUCGAAGGCGAAGAGUUCUUCAGGGAACUACUGGACGAUACAGACUCCAGAGUUGCAUUUUGUUCGGCAUCAUUCCUUCUGAAGAGAAUGAUGACUGAAGAGCCUGAAAAUUACCAGCGCAUGCUUCAGUCUCUCAUAAUCAAGGCGCAGCAAUGCAACAAUGAAAAACUGUUGGAGAACCCUUACCUCCAAAUGCGUGGCAUCCUCCAGCUAGGGAAUGAACCUGCAGGGUAGAUCUGACUUUGUUACAGAGAAAAGCUUUGUUUAAGUAGCCAAAAUUCAAGGCCGGCUUCCCGCUAUUUAUUUGACGACGAAUGCCGUUGCCCGAUUGUUUAUGAGAGCAGUGUGUCUAUUGAGUGUCAUGGCGAACGGCAGAGUAGAGUUCAUAACCGGUAUAAUAUAGAUUUGUAAAUUAGUAAUUGGCUGGACAAAUGCUGCGCAGCACAAGUACAGCAAUGUAUAGUUGGACGUGUUAGUAAUUUUAUUCGUUGAUUUGUUUGAUUGUUUUCUCCCGCCCGUUGCAAUCCGAAGAAAAGGAUGAUUUUUUUUAUGUAAUAUAUUUAUUUUUCAGGUUAGUCAUAGUCUUCCGCACUGCCUCAGUUUUGUAGUCGUGAUGAGGAUAACAAACCAAGGUUCAGCUGAGUCUUUUUUUUUUUUUUUUUUUU